Messenger RNA from Colossoma macropomum (tambaqui), 6657 nucleotides. It is a transcript of the gene iqsec1a, whose product is annotated as IQ motif and Sec7 domain ArfGEF 1a. The coding region runs from base 919 to 3936 and encodes 1005 amino acids. The transcript is spliced from 14 exons. Gene Ontology annotation, biological process: regulation of ARF protein signal transduction; actin cytoskeleton organization. Gene Ontology annotation, molecular function: protein binding; guanyl-nucleotide exchange factor activity. The record is from RefSeq and is a predicted model, not a curated record. NCBI's taxonomy places the organism in Eukaryota, Metazoa, Chordata, Actinopteri, Characiformes, Serrasalmidae.
UUGUGCAGAUUCAUGGCAGCUGAAACACUCAACGCUUCUCCAGCCCUGGUUUACUGUGAAGGACCGUGGUGACACUGUAGAACUCGGGCAACCCGAUCCGAUCAUAUAUCUGUCUGUGCAAGACGAGGGUGUAAUUUAUUUACAGCAUGUGCAUCUACUCAGCUUUUGGCGCCCAGUGCUUUCCUCACUGACUCGACGCUCGAAAAGCACUUUUAUUCUUCACAGCUCAAUGCUAGCUUUCACACUCUGACACCUGGCUCUCUGCUACCUGGCUUUCUGGGACUUCAGCUCCACCACAGAAGCUGUAGCAUGUUUGCUUUCAUGGCGAGCGAAGCUUAGGAAGAGGCCUGGAUCGGGCCAGACAGCUGCCUCUCUGGAACUGAGGCUAGCUCUUGUGUGAGGAGUCUACAAAGGGAAUAUCUGUCUGUGUGAAAUAUGAGGGACAAAGCAGAUCGGCUCUGUCUGCUGCUGCUUCUGUCUCUCCAGACAGCUUGUCAGUGUUUCUACCAGCCCUCAACUGAUCACGGAGCAGAACACAAGCUUUUGUAAAUUUUAAAUCCAUCGCGUCGUCUGUUAUAACCUACUAAACUGGCAAUGCAAAGCUGAAACUACACAGACGGAGAAGUGAUUCCACUUUGUGUGGAGGGGGAAGUUCAGAGCAGUGAGCCGGCCCCUUCUCUGGACCGUGGGACGGGCUAUGGCCCCCUGACCCACAGUUCCUCCAUCAGCCCCGACACGUUCGACCCCUCGGGGUACGGCCAGACCGCCCAGCCCGGCCCUCAGCGUCCGCGGAGGCCCAAACUCCAGCACUCGCAGUCCAUCCUCCGCAAACAAGCUGAAGAGGAGGCCAUCAAACGCUCACGCUCACUGUCCGAGAGCUAUGAGCUCUCCACUGAUCUGCAGGACAAGCAGGUGGAGAUGCUAGAGAGGAAAUAUGGCGGGCGUUUCAUCAGCCGCCAUGCCGCUCGCACCAUUCAGACAGCGUUCCGCCAGUACCAAAUGAACAAGAACUUUGAGCGUCUCAGGAGUUCCAUGUCAGAGAACCGCAUGUCGCGGAGGAUCGUUCUGUCCAACAUGAGGAUGCAGUUUUCCUUUGAGGGACCUGAGAAAGUCCACAGUUCAUUUUUCGAGGGCAAGCAGGUGUCUCUGACUGACGAGGGCGGUCAGAUGGGACCCAUGGUGCAGACCGAGAGUGGGGACAUGGUCCCUGUGCACAUUGCUGCACCUUCAGCCACGAACGACCUCAGCGAUGCUAUCACAGAGCUUGAGGAUGCUUUCUCUAGACAGGUUAAAUCAUUGGCAGAAUCUAUUGAUGAUGCCCUGAAUUGUCGGAGUUUGCAUGAAGAGGAGGGCCGGCCAGAGCAGGUUCAGGACAUGCAAGUGAAGUUGCCCUACCAGGUGAAACCUGUCCAUGGCGCUGACCGACGCAAGCUUGAUGAGAUGAUGGCUUCCUACAGCGAUGUGACUCUCUUCAUCGACGAGGAGGACCUUUCUCCCCCCAUCCAGCUUACCCACCACUCAGCAGACCCGGCAUCGAGCACCGAGUCCGACCAGCGUGCCCAAUCCGUCAACUCCUCGCAGGAAUACUGGCCCAUAGACAAUAAGGAGGACAAAGUGGACACAGACACCAGCUGCCGGAGCACCCCAUCACUGGAGUGUCAGGAGCCGAGACUUCGUAUGGACCACCUGCCGCUGCUAACCAUCGAACCACCCAGUGACAGCUCGGCGGACAUGAGUGACCGCUCCGAGAUCGACUCGGUAAAGAGGCAGAAUGUUUACGAGCGGACCGUGGCCGGACCACAGGCCAGUCCCAAACACACAGCACACGGUCUACCUCCUAGAGGGCCCUCCCUCUCACGGGAUGAGGAGCCAAUCAGGCACAGGCACCGGCAGCUGGAGAGCCACCUGGCCAUCAACGGGAACCGACAGAGCAAGUCGGAAUCAGACUUUUCUGACGGGGAUAACGACAGCAUCAACAGCACGUCAAACUCCACCGAUACCAUCAACUGCAGCUCAGAGUCAUCGUCACGGGACAGUGUGAGGGAGCAGACGCUCAGCAAGCAGACGUACCACAAAGAGACACGCAACAGCUGGGACUCACCCGCCUUCAGCAAUGACAUCAUCCGCAAACGGCACUACCGCAUAGGCCUCAACCUUUUCAACAAAAAGCCAGAGAAAGGAAUUCAGUACCUGACUGAGAGGGGGUUCGUUCCGGACACACCUGUGGGAGUGGCACACUUUCUGCUUCAGAGGAAGGGGCUGAGCCGGCAGAUGAUUGGCGAGUUCCUGGGGAACCGACAGAAACAGUUCAACAGGGAUGUUCUAGACUGCGUGGUGGAUGAGAUGGACUUCUCAGGGAUGGAACUGGACGAAGCUCUCAGGAAAUUCCAGGCACACAUCAGGGUCCAAGGAGAGGCCCAGAAGGUCGAGCGCUUAAUCGAGGCUUUCAGCCAACGCUACUGCAUCUGCAACCCAGGAGUGGUGCGGCAGUUCCGAAACCCAGACACCAUCUUCAUCCUGGCCUUUGCCAUCAUCCUCCUCAACACAGACAUGUACAGCCCCAAUGUUAAGCCAGAGCGCAAGAUGAAACUUGAAGACUUUGUCAAGAACCUUAGAGGGGUUGACGAUGGUGAGGACAUCCCUCGUGAGAUGCUGAUUGGCAUCUAUGAGCGUAUUCGUCAGAAGGAGCUAAAGACUAAUGAAGACCAUGUGUCUCAGGUUCAGAAGGUGGAGAAGCUCAUUGUGGGAAAGAAGCCGAUUGGUUCUCUUCAUCAUGGUUUGGGUUGUGUGCUGUCCCUGCCCCAUCGCAGGCUAGUGUGUUAUUGCCGUCUGUUUGAAGUACCAGAUCCCAACAAGCUGCAGAAACUCGGCUUGCAUCAGCGGGAGAUCUUCCUAUUUAAUGACCUCUUGGUGGUAACUAAAAUCUUCCAGAAGAAGAAAAACUCAGUGACGUACAGCUUCAGGCAGUCCUUCUCCCUGUACGGAAUGCAAGUGCUGCUGUUUGAGAACCAAUAUUACCCAAAUGGAAUACGGCUCACCUCGGCCAUUCCAGGCGCUGAUGUAAAGGUCCUCAUUAGCUUCAACGCCCCAAACCCUCAGGACCGCAAGAAGUUCACCGAUGACUUGCGGGAGUCCAUCGCUGAGGUCCAGGAAAUGGAAAAGUACCGGAUAGAGUCUGAGCUGGAGAAGCAGAAAGGCAUAGUAAGACCCAGCAUGUCCCAGAGCAUGUCAGGCCUAAAGAAAGAGGCAGGCAACGGAACCAUGAGCCGCGCCAGCCUGGAUGACACGUAUGCCAUGGGGGAGGGGCUAAAGAGGAGCGCGCUCAGCAGCUCCCUGCGUGACCUGUCUGAAGCAGGCAAGCGUGGGCGCCGCAGCAGUGCAGGAUCACUAGACAGCAAUAUGGAAGGCUCCAUCAUUAGCAGUCCUCACCUGCGCCGGAGAGCGCCCUCCUCAGCCCGGGAGUGCCCUUCCCACCCCGGCCCGAACCCCCCAUCCUCCUCCUCCUCCCUGCUGGGAUCGCUCUUUGGCAGCAAGCGGGGAAAGCCUUCAGCGCAAGGCUACCCUCCUCAUCCUCAUCCUCAUCCUCUGCCUCCGCACCACACGGGGCAACCCACUCUCAUUUCCCACAAGCCCCACCCCACCAACCUGCACCACACAGCUCAGGCCCAGAUGGCGGUUGCCCACACUUACCACGGACAGCGCUGUCCACUUCCGCAAAACCCUCCACCGUAUCACCACCAUCACCACUACCACCCGCCCCAGCCUGGGCCUGGGCCCCGCCUCUACCGACAGCACUCAGGCCAUGCCCCCAUCCCGCACACCCACACACACCAUCCUCAGUUCGCUCACCACCACCACCAUCACCGGCACCACAGAGAGCAGCAGCAGCCGGCCAGCUCCAAACCCAAGCACUGUGGCAUCAGCACUGUGGUGUGACCCCGGCUACACUCUGAGCCAUAGAACUUCACAAACACACAGCAGACUUACGGUCACUGUGGGCUGCCGGGGAGCGCCAGGCUCGGUUGGCUUGAAAAGCAGGUUGGACUCAAACUGUGGAGAGGCUUUCUGCUCCGAAAAUGCAGGUUGAACUCUAGCCCCGGAGAGGCUUUUCUGGAGCUUUUCUGAGGUUUAACGUAGCCACGGUCAGGUUUCGGUAGGGGUGAAAAGGUUUAAGGAUUGUGAACCAAACUAUAUGUCCAAAACUAUCCAGACAUCCCUUCUACUUAGUAGAUAUUCAGCGGCUUUAAGAUACAUCCAUUGCUGAUACAGGUGAAAUGCAAACAACCAUAACACCUCUGCAGAUUAGCAUUACCAGGAUGUCUCUGUAGCUCUCUGGAGGCCCUGCAUUGGACUGUGGAGCAGUGGAAUUGUGUUUCUUGGGGUUAUAAAGCUCUAUUGAACAUCUUUAAGAUGCAUUAGAGUGAUGAAACUCCAUUGAACACCUUUAGGAAGAGUUGGAGUGAUGAAGCUCCAUUGAACACCUUUGAGACAAGUUAAGACUGAUGAAGCUCCGUUGAAUAUGUUUGAGAUAAGCUGGCAUCAUGGAGCUCCAUUAAACACCUUUGAGAUGAGUUGGAGUGAAGAAGCUCCAUUAAAAAUCUCAGUUUGUGAUCCAGAUCUAAUCCGUCAGCAUAACAUCAAAAUACAACUCACUGAUGCUCUUGUAGCUGAAUGCAAUCAAAUUCCAGCAGCAAUAGCUCCAACAUCUAUUGGAAAACCUUCUCAGAAGAGCAGAGGCUGGUGUUUAAGGACAAACCUUGUGCUAAUGUCCUUCAUUUUCAGAAAAAAAAAAUGCUGGACAAGCAGGUGUCUAGAUACUUUUGGACAUAUAGAGUAUGAGCAGUGGUUCUCCUCCACAUUCCCCUACCCAGAGGGUCAAAGGCGAUGAGAGACGGGCUUGUUCAGACAAGGCUCCGUGUUUUCCUCACAAUAGCUCAUUGUAAACAGUCUCUAAAGACUUUGUUGUUGUUGUUGUCGUCAUUUCAACACUCUGCCUACAUGUAUCUCCAAGAUGCUAUUUUUAUUUCGAAAGAAGUGUGCGUGUUGCUCAUUGUAGGACGCUUCAUAUUUUUUAUGAGCCUGAACAUGCUCUCCUCCUCCUGGAUGGCUAGCAGGCCCAGCUGAACGACCGAGCUGCCAGUCACGAGAGCAUAGUCAUCCUAAUACUGUAUUUAUUGUGGAUAACAGCUUUAUUUGUUGUCCUAGCAAUCAUAUAUAAAUGUGCCAAUAACCAUUGCAUAUCUACUCAGUCAAAUGCUCUGCUCUGUGUAUACUGUAUUGUGUGUAAUAGUAUUUAGUAGUGUAAUUGCAUCCAUUGUAAGAUGUUCUAUAAUACUGUAAAAAAUAGACAUAUUCAGAAUUUUUUUUUUUUUAAAUAUUAUGGUCAAAUAUAAGUCAAACGAAAUGGUCACAGGUGCAGUCAAUGUCAGUUGUACCAUAUAUGGUACUGUGCAAAAGUCAGAGACCACCAUUCCUUUAUUUGAUUAUAAUUUUGCCUUUAUUACAGCUUCCAUGCUUUCACUUUUUAAAAAAGUAUAUUUUUUCACAGCUCCAAAGUUCAGUCUUAGAAGUUGGUUGCAUUUUCCGCUUCUCGCAAACCAAGAUAUUCCCAAACAUAUUCAACGAUGGAAGCUUUAAGUGCUGUUUAUCUGAUGGGAAUAGUUUUGGUGGUCUAGCAGAUCUUGCAGGUGGUUGUUAGGAAUCACAUUUUUUCUUUAGAUUUUAAUCAUUGUAUGAACUUUUGGAAGCUCCUGUUUUUUUCACUUACUUUUCCUCUGACUUUCUCCUUCCUUGAACAAGGGGAUUAUCUUCCAUCCAGUCUCCUCAGAAAUAUCUUCUGAAACAUGAAUAACUUGUCCUUAGUAGCUGUUUUGACUAGAAAUUAAAUAAAUAAAGGGUGGUCUCUGACUUUAGCACAGUACUAUUUUGGAACUUUUGAUGCCUUUGCAAUAUUCUCUGAAGCAAUUUUGGAAAACAGAAAGCACGCCCUAAGCAGCCUAGCACAGAUUGUCUAAGCUGGACUGUACAGUUGUUAAGGCUGCUGAAACUAAGCAGUGUGGUGUAGAUAAGGAGUUACUGACCCUCAUGUUUACAAAUGUAAAUGGCUCAGUAAUUGAAAGUAAUUGAAAUUGAAAGCUAACAGACUAUGAACGGUGUAAAGUACAGCAAACCAUGAGCAAAAGGGGCAAACACAGCACUUUUUAUAGAGCUCAAUGUGUGGUAACAAUUCACUGAGCACUUGGACGAUCCUUUUACAUUACACCUUAUACAAAUAUACGAAUUGUUUUCCGAGAACGGGGAAACUGCUAGUGUUUUACUAAAAAGAAGUAAGCUUUCUUUUACAUUUUUCAAAGAAAGUGAUGAAAUCUAAUUUCGUUUUGUUUUUUUGUUUUUGUUUUUUGUUGUUGUUUUUUAGGAUAAGGUUAAGUAAAAGUAGGAUAGAUAGUCAAUGUUUGUCCUGCACAUAUCCUACAGAGUUAUGCACAAACCAUAUGAGGGCCAGUGACUGAAGUAUUUUUCUUUUCUUUGUAUGUGCAAUAUAUUUGUAAUGAUUUUGUGAAGAAUCCCUUCCUGUUAUGCUGAGUGAUGGCAUUUUUUUCCAUAAUUACAAACACAUUACAUUAUUGUAGUGGCUCUCAUAAUUGACCAUUUGCAAAA